UUCAUUUAAUGCUUUUGUUGCACACACUUUGGCGGGUAUCAUACAAGCACAGACCAAACUCUAGAGAGAGAAAGAGAUAGAGUGAGCUUAAAUACCAUUCCGUACGAACGAACACUAUACUUACAACUCCAGAAUUCAGACACUGUACAAAAUACACGCAAAAAAAACUCAGAAACAGAAAAGGGCAACCGCUCUCAAAUCUCACUUUUUUUGAGAAAUCCCCCUAUCUCUCUCUCUUAAACCUCCAUAGCACUGCAUAGUAAAACGCCCCUGAUCACUAUAUUCUUCCGAUCCUUUCGAGCGAGAAAGAAUCAGACGUUGUGUACGGAAGCGAUUUUUUUGGUGUUUGGCCCUCCCUUUUUGUGUCAUGCAGGAACGGUGAAGUGGGGCUGGAAUGGCGUUGUACGGGGAUCAGCAGCAGGUGGAAUGGCCUCAGGAUUCGGGUUUGGAAGACUCUAUGCGGAGGUUGAGUUUAUGGGAGAGAGAAGUGUACCCGGAGAGGCCGGGUCUACCCGACUGCGCCUACUAUGUGCGAACCGGGUCGUGUGGAUACGGCGCCAAGUGCCGUUACAAUCACCCUCGGGAUCGUAGCAGCUCGUUGGGAGUGGGAGAGUAUCCUGAGCGAGUAGGGGAGCCUCCAUGCCAGUACUAUUUAAGAACAGGGACCUGUAAAUUUGGUAUGUCGUGCAAGUUUAACCACCCGAAAAAUGCUGGUGGCUCAUUGACAAGUGCACCUCUAAAUAGUUAUGGAUAUCCAUUACGACCGGGAGAGAAAGAGUGCUCCUAUUAUUUGAAAACGGGGCAAUGCAAAUUCGGUAUAACCUGUAAAUUUGAUCAUCCUCAAUCAGAUGGAACAUCUGUGUCAGCAUCUGCACGUCCAUUUUAUCCGACUGUGCAGUCUCUUUCUUCCCCUUCUCAUGAGCAAUAUGACAGCACAACAUCCAGCUACAGGGUUGCAAGGCCUUCUUUGUUACCUGGUUCAUAUGUCGCUGGUGCUUAUGGUCCCAUGCUACUCCCUGGAGUUGUUCCCAUUCCAAACUGGAACCCACACUCAGGACCAGUUAGCCCCGCACCAUCACCGGGUGGUCAAGGAUCAGUUGGAGCAACUUCAGUGUAUGGACUGUCACAACUAGGUUCUUCUCCCCCUGCCUUUGUCGGAGCUUAUUCCCAUUUACCGUCAUCUGCUGGCCCUUCAGGCAGUAUAGUACAUGAACAAAAGUUUCCAGAAAGACCCGGCCAGCCAGAGUGCAAGUACUACAUGAGAACUGGAGACUGUAAAUACGGAUCAUCUUGUAGGUAUAAUCAUACGCCGGAUUGGGCUGUUGCAAAGUCUAGUUGUGGUCUUAGCCCUUUAGGGCUGCCUCUUCGUCCGGGGGUGCAGGCCUGCUCUUUUUACAUGCAGAAAGGCCAGUGCAAGUUCGGACGAACAUGCAAAUACGACCACCCCAUAGCAACUCUGAAAUACAGUCCGGCUUCAUCUUAUACUGAAAUGCCAGGUACUCGUUACAGGCCUGGGCUAACUGCUGCUACGACUUUGUUACCAUCUUAUUCAUUUCAAGAGGUGCAGGGUGAACGCAUUGCAGGGUCUAGCGUCGAGCCUGGCAUAAACAGGGUGUGGCAUUCUGGAAACUCUUCCAGUGAUUCCGCAAACCUAAUGCUUUAGCAUAGAUGGUUUCUGAUUCAUGAAAAUCAACGUCUGAUUCUCAAGGUGGAGAAUCUCCACCACCAAGUAUGAAUAUGAGCAGAAUAAAAGAUGGUAAAAAUUAAGUGCAGUUUUCCAUGUGAUGUAUAUAUUUAUAUAUGCCCUUGUUACAUAUCAUCUAGGCUUGAGACAUUUUUAAGCCUCAUUCAACAUUUAUUGCUAGGUUGAUAGCAUGUUGAUUGGAUUCUUGUUAUGGUAUGUGUAUUUUACAUUGUAAGUUAUUGGAAGUGUUUGGCUUAUCAAAUGUUUGUUGUUUUUGGAUUAA
Molecule: messenger RNA, 1967 nt
Organism: Salvia miltiorrhiza (redroot sage)
Lineage: Eukaryota; Viridiplantae; Streptophyta; Magnoliopsida; Lamiales; Lamiaceae
Product: zinc finger CCCH domain-containing protein 32
Exons: 7
Coding region: 395-1663 (422 amino acids)
Molecular function (GO): metal ion binding; mRNA binding
Source: RefSeq, a predicted model, not a curated record